AUGUCGGACGAGAAGAAGCAGAAGGCUAAGCAGGUUGCUGCCGAGAAUGGCGUGUCCGUGACCACUAACGCUUUAGACCAAAAUUGGAAACUGACGGUGACCAGAAUCAAUCCAGCUGGAGCAGCUGUGUUGGGCGCUGCACCCUUAUAUCUUGCCUUGGUCCCGUUGACCUCCUAUCUCACAAAACCCAACAGCGUCGUCCAGAAGCUCAGCGAGACUCUCAUCAAACUGGUCCCCGGUGUUGGUAUCUCAUCCAUCUCCAGUGGUCGAGCAAUUCCAGCCCUCGCCGCCAUCUAUCUCUUCUGGACGUUCGGAGCCUCUGGAGCCGCUUCUGCUGCCGGACAGGCCAUGGCUCGAGAAGAGGGGCUCGACAAUGACCAUCCGCGGAAGCACGUUACGAAUUUAGAGGGGCUUCCUCUGCGCUUGCGAUCUGCGCACUAUGCCCUCAUGGAGAACUUCCCAGGCUUUGCACUGGCUGCCGCGUUGGCACAGGUUAUCGCUCCGACGGAUUCCCAGGUGGUGAACCUGCUGGGUUUCCACGUGGUUGCGAAAUUGCUGGUGCAUUAUCCGGCGUACCUCGCAAAUAUUGCGGUGCCUAGGACACUGGCGCAUAUUAGUGCUACGAGUGCGCUGAUAAACGUUUGCUGGAGAUUGGCUGCUGGCGCUUAA
Molecule: messenger RNA, 669 nt
Organism: Didymosphaeria variabile
Lineage: Eukaryota; Fungi; Ascomycota; Dothideomycetes; Pleosporales; Didymosphaeriaceae
Exons: 2
Coding region: 1-669 (222 amino acids)
Cellular component (GO): membrane
Source: RefSeq, a predicted model, not a curated record